Molecule: messenger RNA, 1664 nt
Organism: Gilbertella persicaria
Lineage: Eukaryota; Fungi; Mucoromycota; Mucoromycetes; Mucorales; Choanephoraceae
Exons: 7
Coding region: 18-1490 (490 amino acids)
Biological process (GO): regulation of telomere maintenance via telomerase; telomere capping
Cellular component (GO): chromosome, telomeric region; nuclear telomere cap complex
Molecular function (GO): G-rich strand telomeric DNA binding; telomerase inhibitor activity
Source: RefSeq, a predicted model, not a curated record
AUUUCAUUUUGUUUUCCAUGACAGAAGCAGCAGCAAAAGAAUACGAGCAUUUUCUUAAAGCAAAUCACUAUAUUACUUUAAAAGAAUUUGAAUACAAAACAACGGCUGAUGUCUUUGGUGUGAUUGCACAAGUAGAUCCAGUCAAGCGCUCAAGGAUUGGCAAAAACUUUAGUCUCAAGAUGACCGUGAUGGAUCCUAGCACCCAUGCCAAUCCAUAUACUGUCAUGUUCUUUUAUCCCGAACAAGACGCUUUGCCCAGGGCACAAACAGGCGACAUUAUUUUCAUGCGCCAUAUGAGAAUGGACAAAUUUCAAAAUAAACCUCAAAUCAAAAGCACACAUACAUUGUCAUUCGUCUGCAUUGAUAGCCACACCAAAAAAUCAAAGCUCUCCAAAGACAUCAAGAUCAAAUUCAGUUUGCGGGAAGCCAGUAUUGUGUCACGCUUGCAACGGUGGCAUCAAAAAAUUCAUGCUGCAAAGCCGCCCUCUCCAGCCAGCGUGGGGUUCGGUAGACCGAUAUUGACAACAGAACAGAUUGUAGACAGCCAUGUCAGGUUCUUUGAUUAUGUGGGCAUGGUGGUCUACUGUAUACCAGAAGAAAACACAAGGAUGUCCAAAGCAAAUCUGCUAUUGACAGAUUAUACUGUGAAUACCUUACCUUAUCUUAGAGACAGAGACAAUUCGAUGUUUGGUAUUGAAACCAAUCGACUUCUUCAAUGCACUUUAUGGGAUGAAAAUGCAACUCAUUGUCCUGAGCUUAAGUUAGGUGAUUAUGUCUUUUUAAGAAACUGCACUCGAAAUGAAAAGAACACAAGCGUGCUGGAAAUCUCACUUCGAGGAGACAAAGAGAAAAAAUUUCAGGGCAAGUCCCGAGUGACAUUAAUGAAAGAAGAAGAUCUAGCAUUAAGGGACUUGUUGGAAAGAAAGGCAAAUUAUGUACACUUAGAAGAUAAUACAAGACAAAGAAGUGCAUCAGUGGAAUCCAUGGACUUGGGAUUCAAUGAUCCAUUUCGAACACGUGUCUAUGGUCUUGAUCGUUUUGAAAGUAUUCAAGAGAUUUUGGAUGCUCAAGAGCCAGGAAUUCAUUUGACUAGGGCAGCCAUUACGAAGCUAUAUCCAAAAAACGUUGAAGAAUGGAUUCAAAGUUAUUGUCAAGAUUGUCAAAUCACUGUAAAAGAACCACUUGGCCUAUGUGAAGAAUGCCAUAAGAAAACAAGGGCUAUUUAUCGGUUGGUAAUCAAUCUUGAUGAUGAUAAAAAACGCUUACAUUUGAUUGCAACAGAAGACGCUGCUGAGCAAUUGUUUUCAAGCGUAAGCCCAGAAGCUGCUUUGACAAACAAAGAUCAGUUGGAAAAGCUAAAAGAACUUGUUAAAAAGAUUUUGCCUGAAGAUAAGCAAAUCGGUUAUGACUUUGGUAUAAUGUCUGUUGAUGAGCCCAAUGCAAAAAGAAAAUAUUAUGUUUGCAAUACAGAAUUUAUAGAAAACCAAUAAAAGACUAUAUUUUUUUUUUAAUUAUUGGGCUCAUAAGGCGACUCUUUUCCUUGUGAUACAAAUGAGGACAAAGUUCAUUCAUUAGAAUGCGCACAGUGGCCAAAAAUCUUCUAGAAUUAUAGAAAAAUUAUCUGACAUCAUAAAGCUGAUACAAAUCUAUUCUAUAUGAAUUUA